AAAUUCCAAUGGGGCACGAAUUGUCUCAUUCCCAAGCUCAAACAGAGCUGGUGAUUGAUGCAACCAUCGUCGCUGACCCAACUCACUGCAACUCUCCGAUGAUCAUUAAAAGCUCAGCAUCGGCCCUUCUCGCUAGACUCCACGCAGGCUACUUCAGAAUAACCCUCUCUCUCUGCAGCCAGACCUUGCUCUGGAAGGCCCUGGGCUCGCCGCCGGAGGAUGCCCACACUUUCCGGCGAAUGCUCCGCAUGCUUCCUUCCACCGCCUUCGCCCUCCUCUGGUCCGUCGCUCUCUUCGCUCUCCUUUCACUCUCUCUCCUCUACGCCAUUCGCUGCUUCCUCCACUUCAAAAUGGUGGAGGCCGAGUUCCUACACCCCGUCGGCGUCAACUACCUUUUCGCGCCGUGGAUCUCGUGGCUUCUCCUGCUUCAGUCAUCUCCUUUCAUCGCUCCGACGACGACGUACUACCUAGUGCUCUGGUGGGUGUUCGUGGUCCCCAUCGUGGUGUUGGACGUGAAAAUCUACGGGCAGUGGUUCACGAAGGGGAAGCGGUUCUUGUCGACGGUGGCGAACCCGACGAGUCAGCUGUCGGUGAUCGGAAACUUGGUGGGGGCGCAGGCGGCCGCGGAGAUGGGGUGGAAGGAGAGUGCGGUUUGUCUGUUUUCGCUCGGGAUGGUACAUUACCUUGUGCUAUUUGUGACACUUUACCAGAGGUUGAAAGGGAGUAGUUCGCUUCCGGUGAUGCUCCGGCCCGUAUUCUUCUUGUUCUUUGCGGCUCCGAGCAUGGCAAGCUUGGCGUGGGUCUCCAUCGCCGGAACCUUCGACACUUUGUCUAAGAUGCUCUUCUUUCUUUCCCUUUUCCUGUUCCUGUCUCUGGUUUGCAGGCCAUCUCUGUUCAAGAAAUCCAUGAGAAAGUUCAGCGUGACAUGGUGGGCGUACUCGUUCCCACUGACGGUGCAGGCGCUGGCUUCCACUGAGUACGCACAGGCGGUGAAGGGCGGCACGGCGCACGCCCUAAUGCUGGCACUGUGGGCAGCCUCGGUGUUGGUCUCUCUCAUAUUAAUGGUCUUCACUGCUUUCAAUACUAAUACACUCUUACCCAGCGACGACCCUUCUCAUUUUCACACCCACUGUAACAACAAAAGCUUGACCAGAUGACAUUCAAAAUCAGCGAAUGUCUCAAAAGUGUGCAUAAUUAGUCACGGGCGUUUACCAAAUAAUGUCAAAAAAAAAUAAAUAAAUAAAUAAAUAAAAGAAUUAC
Malania oleifera is the source of this 1260-nucleotide messenger RNA. Its product is annotated as S-type anion channel SLAH1-like. The record is from RefSeq and is a predicted model, not a curated record. Lineage: Eukaryota; Viridiplantae; Streptophyta; Magnoliopsida; Santalales; Ximeniaceae. Gene Ontology annotation, cellular component: membrane. The transcript has 2 exons. Gene Ontology annotation, biological process: transmembrane transport; intracellular monoatomic ion homeostasis. The coding region runs from base 9 to 1157 and encodes 382 amino acids. Gene Ontology annotation, molecular function: voltage-gated monoatomic anion channel activity.